AGCGAGGUGCUGGGCAGCCAAGUACGAGUGGCGCAGUGGGCAAGGAGUGGACGGAGAUGGCGGGCAACGCAGAGAGCAAGGAGAUCAAGGAUGGUGAGAGCAGGUGCAGAUCUUGGCGGGCAUGGGCGCAGGAGGCCAUUGAGGCAGACUUUGGACGGGUGGCGGCGUUCCAGCGGGCGUGCGGGGUGGGCGCUGACGGCGAGCGCGGCUACCUUCUCCUGCAUCUGAUCUUCACCGCCGGCGCUGCGCUCGGCAACGAGCUCUUCUACAUUGUGUUUCUCCCGUUCCUGUUCUGGGCUGGCGCGCCGCUGGCCGGACGACGCGUGAUGGUCCUCUGGGGCGUCUCGGGAUACAUCGGGCAGCUGCUGAAGGACAUUGCGCGGCUGCCACGGCCUAGUGCGCCAGCGGUCCGCCUCGAGCAUCACUACGCCAACACCGAGUACGGCAUGCCGUCAACUCACGCUAUGUUUGCCUUUUCGCUCCCACUUGCGCUCGCCGGCCUCAUCAGCACUCACCACCCGCACGUCGGGCUCUCGGACGAGACGCUGUGGGCCAUCGCGGGAACGUGGGCAGUAGCGAUGACGCUCUCGCGGUUGUACAUGGGCGUCCACUCAACGUAUGAUGUGGUGGCCGGCAUUGGGCUCGGGCUUGGCUUCUACGCCGCCUUUGCGUACUCGUCGCUUGGUGCCACCAUCGACGACUACGUGGUCUCGCACGCGCCGAUGUCGCUGCCGUCGGCGGGCGCGAUGGCAAGCUCCCUCGCGGCCCACGGCUGGCACCACCCGGCGGCUGCUGUCGUUGUCGUCAGCGUGGUGGCCACCGCUGCUGUGCCUUAUCUCAACGGGCACGCCGAGUGGACAUCGACGUACGCCGAUACCGUGACGAUUCUCGGCGCGGUCAAUGGGGCGCACCUUGGCUCGGCGCUGUACAACGCAGAGCGCGACGCUGCGCGCGCGCUCACCUUUGGUUGCCCCGGUGCAGGAUGCUCUGGUGUGGUGCAGAGUGCGCAAGCCGCCGGCAUCCCGGUGGGUCCGGGCCUCACCGCGCUCGGCCUCCUAGCCCGUACGCUUGUUGGAUUUGCAGUCCUUGCGGUAACGCGCGAAGUGGCCAAGGCCGUCAGCCUCCCGCUCUGCUUGGCGAUCGGCCGGAGGGCCGGCGUCGUCCCGCGCACCGGCUGUCCUUCGCUUGCCAAGGCUUACGCCGUCGACACCCCAGCGCGGCUGUUCACCUACACGGCGGUGGGAUGCAUGGCGGUUGCCGGCGUACCCCACCUGUUCGCUCAUCUAGGCUUGUAGCGGAAUGUUACUGUCGCCGCACAGGAGAGGCUUCUACGCGAAGAAGCCUGUAUGGAGGGGAGGGGAAAGAGAAAGAGAAAGGUCGAGAGCGAGCGCGCGCGCAUCGCGCAUCAAAGCAGCUUUGCCACUACCAUGUGGCGUCGUCAGCCGACUUCAUGUCCCGGUUGUGG
Messenger RNA from Thecamonas trahens ATCC 50062, 1465 nucleotides. RefSeq names its product sphingosine-1-phosphate phosphatase 2. Gene Ontology annotation, cellular component: endoplasmic reticulum membrane. NCBI's taxonomy places the organism in Eukaryota, Apusomonadida, Apusomonadidae. The record is from RefSeq and is a predicted model, not a curated record. Gene Ontology annotation, biological process: sphingosine metabolic process. The coding region runs from base 57 to 1295 and encodes 412 amino acids. The transcript has a single exon. Gene Ontology annotation, molecular function: sphingosine-1-phosphate phosphatase activity.